UGAUUCCAUAUUCUCUGCAUCGUGAAUUUUCCGAGUACUUUUUUUUAGAAUCGGUUUAUCGUAUUGUCGUAAAUUUCACUUGGCUCGUGUGUAACGUUUCGCGAAUUUCAUAAUUGUAUCAAACGCAGAUUAAUCCCGUCAAAAUGUUUAAUCAAAUAUUGCGACCUAUUGUACGCAACAUGGCCAGAAAUGGUACUCGUUCUGCCAGCUCAAAAGCAGUGGAUUUUAAAUUACCAUCAUUUGAUGAAAUACCUACACCACAGGGAUGCUGGAAAGAGCAUUAUGAUGCAAAACAGAAAGUUUUUAAUGCUCAAUUAAUUGGUGGUGUUUCUGUACUAGUUGCUACCCUAGCUUUUGUAAAAUUUUCGGGCAUUAUAUUCUUUAAUUUUGGACCACCUGAGGAACCUGCUGAAUAGAAAUAAACAUUCACAUAAAAUAUUAGCUAAUUAAAAUAGAUAUAAAAGCAAUUUGGCUACAUGCAAUUGUUGAGAAUAUUAUGUACUUUAUUGUGUGAGUAACAUGCAAUAACUCUCCUCAAUAAAUAUUU
Messenger RNA from Cataglyphis hispanica, 547 nucleotides. RefSeq lists its product as uncharacterized. The coding region runs from base 144 to 416 and encodes 90 amino acids. The record is from RefSeq and is a predicted model, not a curated record. The transcript is spliced from 3 exons. NCBI's taxonomy places the organism in Eukaryota, Metazoa, Arthropoda, Insecta, Hymenoptera, Formicidae.